ACUGCUUCUUUCUUUCUCUGAGAAACGAUGGCGGUUGCUCUCUCUUCUGCUACUCUCUUCCCCAGUAGACUCGGAGUUCAAAGGACUUCCACCGAUCAGAAUUCGACACGUGUGACCUCCAGCCCAUCUCCGAACGCAAUCGUGUUCAAUUUGAAUAGGUGCAGCAGAGGAGUCAGUUUCUCACGGAGGCGAAGCGGCGUCGUAGCGUCUGCGGCGUCGGGCUCACCAGGAAUUGAGUCUUCCUCUUCGAAUGCUGAAGAUACAGCAAGUUUGUUAGACACGGUGAAAGUUUUUGAUCUGAAUGGUAAUGGAAUUCCUAUUUCGGAUUUGUGGAAGGAUAGGACAGCUGUGAUCGCAUUUGCGCGCCAUUUCGGAUGUGUCUUUUGCCGCAAACGGGCUGACUAUCUUGCCUCAAAGAAGGAUAUAAUGGAUAAAUCUGGCGUGGCUCUUGUUUUGAUUGGACCUGGUAGCAUUAAUCAGGCAAAAUCAUUUUCUGAGCAAACCAGAUUCAAAGGAGAAGUUUAUGCAGAUCCCAGUCACUCAUCGUAUGAAGCAUUGAGAUUUGUUUCUGGUGUCACAACCACAUUCACUCCCAAAGCAGGUCUCAAGAUAAUACAGUUGUACAUGGAGGGUUAUAGACAAGACUGGAAACUUUCCUUUGAACAGGACACUGUGAGCAGAGGCGGCUGGCAGCAGGGUGGAAUUAUAGUUGCAGGUCCUGGUAAAAGUAACAUUUUGUACAUUCACAAGGACAAAGAAGCCGGGGAUGAUCCAGAUAUCAAUGAUAUUCUCAAUGCAUGUUGUGGGGCGUAGGUUCUGUGUAUCUCUACUAAACUUUGGGGUAUAAGUUGUGUAUCUCUAUAGUUACGCAUAUGUCAACUUGUGAGCUAUAAGUUCUUUGUAGUCCGAGUCUGACAUUUGCUGGUCUUUUGGUCACCUGGAGAACAUAGGAGAAUCCCAUCAUACGGAGCUCAUCCAAUUUGAUAUGGUACACGUUUCGGUGACAUUGUAAUAUAUAUAGAUUUCAGUACAUGGCUAUAAGAAGAAAGAAA
This is a messenger RNA of Fragaria vesca subsp. vesca, 1052 nucleotides long. RefSeq names its product thioredoxin-like protein AAED1, chloroplastic-like. The coding region runs from base 28 to 813 and encodes 261 amino acids. The transcript is spliced from 9 exons. NCBI's taxonomy places the organism in Eukaryota, Viridiplantae, Streptophyta, Magnoliopsida, Rosales, Rosaceae. The record is from RefSeq and is a predicted model, not a curated record. Gene Ontology annotation, molecular function: antioxidant activity.